AUGAGCACAGAUGAUGCGAUAGUACUUGCUGUUGCUCCUGAAGCUCACUCUUUUCAGAAGCAGCCGCUGCACUACUUCGACUACUUCCUGAAAAUGGACUGGGAGGCCGCUUUGGCAUUGCAUUCGUCACAAGGAGGGGUCAGGUCGAGCCCCUACUCUCCCAGAUUCACCGUGGCACCUUCCCAGAUCCGUGCCAACUCGUCGAAGGUGCAUGCGGCUGUCGAUGGUGACAAGCCAGAGCCUGAGCGGAUCUUCUUGGACUCCGAUGUCGCCUCGUUGGACAACGAGCAGAAGGCUCCGGCAUCUGUGGCCAAGAACCGAGUCAUCGGCGGCACCGUGAAGAUAAGGGAGUUCAGCUCGGAGGAAAUUCCCGCAGACGGCCAGUGGCCACUUCUUGUCAAAGUGAAACGGCGCUACAAAGGGGACCAUGCGGAGGAACCGAAGUUCAAACAGCUCGAGCAGCUGUGCGAAGAGCUCCGGGAGAGGCUCUUUCACGAGGUUCAGAAAACACUCUUUGCUUGGCUGGAAGAGUAUCGGGACUACUGGGCACCCGGCAGCUUGCAGUCUGAGUCGCCACGCGCCUGUCGCGUUAUGUUGACAAAGACUGUCGUGCGCGAUAUCGUGGCUGGCGGCGUCUCCACAGCGGCAGUGUCGGCAGUGCUAAAUCCAAUCGACGUGGUAAAGACUCGAAGACAGGUUGGCAUUCCGCGAACAGCGUUGCAGGAGGUCCGUGCUGCUUAUCGACAGCAUGGUGCCUGGCAAGGCCUUUGGAGGCCUGGCUUGACUGCCUCCCUCCUUCGAGAGCUGCUGUACAGCGGGUGCACAAAGGGUCUGUAUCCGCUUGCGCGAGAUCUCGUCUCGCCUCGUGACUCCGAGCCUCACUUAGGUCAUCGAGUAGCGGCCGCAGCCGCCACAGGUCUGGGUGGCUCCCUUUGCGCGAACGGCCCGGAUGUCGUGAAGGUGCGACUGUUUGCAGAGCCUGGCCGCUAUCCAGGAUUCUUUUCUGCUGCCACGGAGAUUGCCCGGAAUGAAGGCUUUGUGCGAGGCCUCUUGGUCAGGGGCGUCAGUGCCUCGGCACCGCGAGGUGCCGCCAUCGCCAUCGGAGAGGUAACGACCUAUGACCAAACCAAGACAGCGCUUCGCAGGCACUGGCCAGGCGUCGAGAGUGCUGCUCGUGAUGGCCGGCGCGAGCCAUUUUCCCUGCAUGUCGCGACAUCCCUGAUCACAGGAGUAGUGGCCACAACUGUGGCCGCGCCCUUCGACACGCUCAAGAGCUGUGUCAUGGCAGAUGAUGGAACACGCUUCCCGCGGGGCUUCCCGGAUGCCUUGAUGUCAAUCAUACAGUCCGAGGGGCCUGCGAGUCUCUUCCGCGGCUGGUGGCCGGCAUACUGCCGCCUAGGACCGCAUGCCAUCCUGACGUUUCCGCUCCUGGAGCAGGUGCGCAAAGCCCUCGGCCUGCAAUACUUCUAG
Molecule: messenger RNA, 1470 nt
Organism: Symbiodinium sp. CCMP2592
Lineage: Eukaryota; Dinophyceae; Suessiales; Symbiodiniaceae
Source: the annotation of a GenBank genome assembly